CUACAACUCUGCAUAAAUAGAGUGAGUAUCUUGGUUGUUUGUUUGUUUUCUUGUCUAUCGAUUCCUGGCUCUGCAGGCUAGAAAUGGACAGGAAGCAAAUGAUGCUGCGAAUGCGGCUGGAGUCUGCCAUCCGGACAGCAGUGGCAUGCAUCAUAGUUGGCUGCACCACCCUCUAUGGUCCAUCCCACUUCCAGAACCAUGUACCCUUUCCUUCGUUUUCCUACGUGACCGCUAUACUUAUUGUGUCAGAUUCGACUCUAGGGGACACGUUGAGAGGAUCGUGGUCUGCAUUCUGUGCCACGGUUCAAGUGGUGCCAGUUUCCAUUUUGAGCCUGUGGAUUUUUAAACCUGCUAAUUUCUCUCCAGCCACCGCUGCUGUGGCAGUGGUCUUGAUGUCGUUUCUGGUGGGGGUGCCGAGAAGUACAGACUUGUUGUGUAAGAGAAUUGCGUUUGGUCAAGUUGUGAUUGUGUAUGUUGGUGCUGUGGCCUAUGGGGAUGCACCUGGAGCUGUGCUUCGGCCUCUCCAUUUGGCUUCAAGUACUGGACUUGGUGCUUUGGCUUCUGUCAUCGCAACUUUUUUACCAUUUCCCCGGUUAGCCAUCAUCGAGGUUAGGAAGCUGUUUCACUUGUAUACUCAAAAUGCUUCAGCAAGGACAAGUCUCUUUAUCAAGGCCUUUUUGAGCCAAGACAGCGAAUCAGUAACUGAAGCUGUAAUUGAAUCUAAGCCCUAUAGUGAAACUGGGGAUAUGCUUCUUCAGAAUAUCAAACUCAUACAGGAGGGUUUGCCAUGGGAGAGACGCGUCAUGGACUUGAGAUGCCACCUCAGUAAUCCCGGAUAUCAGCUGCAGGGCAUAGAGACGGCAAUUAGAGGGAUGGAGAUGGCCUUAGCUUCCUGCCCUUUACUUCCGGUGAGCAUCAUUGAUCAAGAGCUCAACACAAGCUUGCAAGGAAUGGAUAUAGAACUUGGACUAAAGCUCCUGGAAGCACCGAGCCUUUUGCCUAAAGAAGCCAUCACCGUUAGAGAUACAAAGAGUGUAUAUUUCGACAAAGUUGUCCAGUCCCUGGCAAAAGUCUCUCCUACAGAAGAACAGCUUCCUAUUAUAUUCCUUCUAUUUUGCAUGGGAAUUUUGUUCGAUUCCACUUCAGGAAAUAUUCAGAUACCUAAAACAAAAAACGUUCAGAUAAAUAGUAAUAUAGAAGUUAAAGCUUCACAAGGACAGUCCAAUGAUUAUCGUCAGAGAAUUCUGGGUAUUUUAAACUGGCUCCCAGGUAUUGAAGAACUGUUAUUUGCCUUCAAGUGCUCAAUUUCUUUGGGCCUGGCUGUGCUUUUCGGUAUGGUUUUCAACGAGAAAAAUGCUUACUGGUCUGGACUCACAAUUGCCAUCAGUUUUGCAACAGGAGUGCAGCCAACAUUUACAGUAGCCAAUGCUCGGGCACAGGGCACAGCACUGGGGACUGCCUACGGUGUUGUGGGCUGCUUUCUCUUCCCCAAGUCAAGAGAACUAAAAUUCCUGACGCUUCUCCCUUGGAUAAUAUUUGUCGGCUUUCUUAGACACAGUCGAAUGUAUGGCCAAGCUGGCGGAAUUUCUGCUGUUAUAGGAGCCCUGCUGAUUCUAGGCAGACAGCGCUAUGGGCCUCCACAUGAAUUUGCCAUAACAAGACUCACAGAGGCUUUUGUUGGAUUAUCAUGCUUGAUCUUAGUUGAACUUGUUUUACAACGACAAAGACCAGCAACCCUUGCAAAGUUUCAACUCUCCAGGAGCUUAAGAAUUCUUGAAGAGUGCAUCCAGCACAUUACUUUUCCUCCUCUGGAACUGAAAGAAAAGCAAAGAACUCUGAAAUUACACGUCGAUGAGCUUAAGCAACUCAGAAAAUAUGCUGAAACGGAGCCUAAUUUCUAUUAUAUGCCUUUCCGUGCUGCAUGUUAUGACAAGCUGCUGGGGUCGUUAUCAAAAAUGAUCAUUCUACUGCAAUUGGUCACCAAUAUAUUCGAGACCCUUCCAGAUGUGUUAAAUAGACUUGUCGAUGAACGGGAGGAGAUUGAAGAGCUCAUAAACAUCGAUCUUCAACAUUUUAAGGAAAAUGUGAGCACUUCCUUGAGAUAUUAUGAGAAUAUCACGACAAUCAAGUCACUUGCAUUUGGUGAGAAAGGACGGCAAGAAAAUAAGAUAUUUCAUGACCUUGAGGCAGGGGAUUCGACGAAUAGAAGUGAGCUUAAUUCAGCUAAACGUGGCGAUUUAGCUGAGAAUAUAUUGAGUUCUUAUACUCGGCACUCGGUGCAGUUGGUGGAGAGAGUUUGCAUUAGUGAAUGCGAGGAGGAUUUGAACGGGAAGAUAGUUCUGUACUUGGGCUCCUUGGGGUUCUGCAUGAAGAGCCUUGUGAGCGAAAUAACAGCCACUGAGAAUGGAAUAAAGGAAUUGCUUAGAUGGGAAAAUCCUCUGAGGCGCAAACUGCUUUAGAUCAUAUUAAAUUUACUUCUGGAUGAAAGCAGAGAAUAUAUGAAUAAACAGGAAUGCGAUGCAUGUUAUUAUGUUAAGUAUAU
Molecule: messenger RNA, 2542 nt
Organism: Daucus carota subsp. sativus
Lineage: Eukaryota; Viridiplantae; Streptophyta; Magnoliopsida; Apiales; Apiaceae
Exons: 3
Coding region: 84-2459 (791 amino acids)
Cellular component (GO): plasma membrane
Source: RefSeq, a predicted model, not a curated record